Molecule: messenger RNA, 774 nt
Organism: Physella acuta
Lineage: Eukaryota; Metazoa; Mollusca; Gastropoda; Physidae
Product: transmembrane protease serine 6
Biological process (GO): proteolysis
Molecular function (GO): serine-type endopeptidase activity
Source: RefSeq, a predicted model, not a curated record
AUGCAGCUGUUAGCAGCCGUAGGAGCUGUUCUAGCCGUGAGACUUGUAGCUGGUCUGGCUGCCGUACAAGAAGCUGAGUGUGGCAUCUUCAACAGUUUGAGAAUAGUUGGCGGUUCCAGCAGCUCAGAGUGUGAGUACCCCUGGAUGGUGCUGCUGUACGACAGGUCUCACAACACCACAUGUGGUGGCGCCAUCAUCGACCACAUCCACAUCCUCACAGCAGCACACUGUGUGGCCUUCAGUGAUGACAGGACUCAUCAGCUGACCUUGACCUCACCAUCUGACCUGACCGUCCACAGCGGAACUUCCGUCAUGAACAUGGACACUGGUCUUGCUGGCUCUGUCACGCGAUUGGUCGCCUCAGUGGUCACUCACCACGGCUACAGCCCCAUGGCUAUAGAUAAUGACAUCGCCCUGGUGACCUUGACACGCCCCAUUGAAUUUGAUUGGUGCCACAAACCCGUGUGUCUUGUGGACGGUUCUAAAACUCCACAGAUGGCAUCAGACUGCCGGGUUGUUGGCUGGGGGCGAAACUCCAGUUCAGGACCGAGACAAAACAUCCUGAAGUGGGUUGACAUCCCUGUCGUGUCUGAUGAUGGUGACUCGGGUGGACCGCUGGUGUGCCAGGAGUUUGAUGGACGUUUCUACUCGUACGGUAUCGUGUCCAGUGGGCCUGUAGAGUGCGGCACGUCGUAUGGUCUCUACACCAAAGUCUCGCGAUACAUUGCGUGGAUUGAGGAAAACCAGCGAAAGUGGACUAACGGCCAACCAUAG